AUGGCAAAAGAAAGGUAUGAGGAAGGAUUAUACUAUGAUGGGUCUAUGGUCAAUAUCUUGGAAAGCAACCCAACACCUUUGAAAAUUAAAGAUUAUCCAAUUUCAAAGAAAAGUUUAAUUGAAGGUGCAAUGGCUUUAUUUAUCCAAAAAAUUCUUUUGAUAUGUGCAUUGACGUUGCUAUUCGAACACAGUGUUCUUGGAAUAACAGUGAGCAUUACUAACAAAUUGCAAUCCCGUAAGGACUUAACUGUUCACUGCAAAUCUGCUGAUGAUGAUCUUGGAGUUCGUGUUCUUAAGUUUAAUCAUGGCUUUGAUUGGUCUUUUGAAUAUAAUGUGUUUGGUAGAACACAAUUCUAUUGUUCCUUUAAGUGGAAUGGUGGUGAAUUGAAAUGGUAUGACAUAUUCAUUCAACGUAGAGAUCAUUGUGAUAAUUGCAUGUGGUCUAUAUUUGAAGAUUACCCAUGUAUUCUACGUAAAAAUGGUUUAGCUUGCUUUAACUAUAAUAAGUAA
This is a messenger RNA of Cicer arietinum (chickpea), 510 nucleotides long. The record is from RefSeq and is a predicted model, not a curated record. NCBI's taxonomy places the organism in Eukaryota, Viridiplantae, Streptophyta, Magnoliopsida, Fabales, Fabaceae.